AUGCCUAAUCUUCCCUCUCACGCCUCUCCGCUAUUCUCUCCCCGCCCUUACAUCCCUCAAGACGUCUCUGGCUUCAAUCUGACUCACAAGGAUGACGUGCCCAAACAUCCACCACCAACCCUCAUCAGUCCAGCAUUCACACCUCCCUCGACGCCUGGCUCCGAAACUCCCUCGCAACGGAAGUCACCUCGUUCAAUUCCAGUCGACACCUCCUCCCAGCCGCCACCUCGGCUCCUUGACCAACUCCCUCAAGUAGAAUGCGUAGUCCGCGCACGAAUACCCACCACUUCGGGCUCCGAAAUGUUUCUACACCUCUACCACAACAAUGUCGAUGACAAAGAGCACCUUGCCAUUGUUUUUGGCUCAAACAUUCGGUCUCGCUCGCUCGACGCGCCACGACCCGGCGAAACCGAGAUGGACCGCAUGAUUCGCGGCGCAUACACUGGUCGGUUACAUCCUGGUAGAAUAAGCAGUCGCUAUGACCCACAAAGUCCUGAGGUACGGCCGAACCCGUUAGAAGAUGUACAUUGGCACACUGCACAAGGCAAGAAGGAAGCACUGCCUCUAGUGAGGAUACACUCGGAAUGCUAUACCGGCGAGACAGCAUGGUCGGCCCGCUGCGACUGCGGGGAGCAGCUUGAUGAAGCGGCUAGGCUGAUGAGUCUGUCGACUACCCAGAACGGUGUCAUUGUGUAUCUCCGGCAGGAGGGACGUGGGAUUGGAUUAGGAGAGAAGCUGAAGGCUUACAACCUGCAAGACCUGGGGAAUGAUACUGUACAGGCAAACCUGAUGCUACGGCACCCGGCAGAUGCGAGAAGCUAUGGGCUUGCUACGGCUAUGCUGAUGGACCUUGGACUCGGAGGGCAAGAUGGCAUCAAACUUUUGACGAAUAACCCGGAUAAGAUUAGAGCUGUGGAGGGGCCAAAUCGAGAGGUGUUGGUCAAGGAACGAAUGGCGAUGGUGCCAAUUGCAUGGAAGACGCAUGGACAGAGCGGUGUUGCGGGCAAGGAACUCGAUGCAUAUCUGAGGACAAAAAUUGGCAAGAUGGGACAUAUGAUCGAGUGA
Messenger RNA from Bacidia gigantensis, 1065 nucleotides. RefSeq names its product GTP cyclohydrolase II (gene RIB1). The record is from RefSeq and is a predicted model, not a curated record. Lineage: Eukaryota; Fungi; Ascomycota; Lecanoromycetes; Lecanorales; Ramalinaceae. The transcript has a single exon. Gene Ontology annotation, biological process: riboflavin biosynthetic process. Bases 1 to 1065 code for a protein of 354 amino acids. Gene Ontology annotation, molecular function: GTP cyclohydrolase II activity.